UAUGUACUAAACUGACCCCAGAUAAUAACAACCCUUCCAAUAAAACAACAUCUUUUAGAGUUCACCUAUUUAGAGUCAAUAUGUAUGAGAAAGAUCCAAAUUAUUAUAUUAGCUUUCAUCUCCAGGUGUUCCCAAACAAUAUCAACAAUCACCUUAAAAUCAAAUAAUUCAAUCCCCAUAAACAUAUUAGACACAAUAAUAGUUUGUAUUAUUAAUUCAUUUAUUCAAAAGAGCUCCCCAUAUUAGAUUCCCUAAUCAUAAUAAUAUUUGUAGCAACCAUAAAUAAGACAACCUUAACUCCCUGUAUAAUAAAAUCAAAUUUUACCUGUUACUUCAUAAGCAUUUGCUCCAGUACGCUCUUAAAGUCCUAUUAAUGUCAGACCAUCCUAUUAAUAAGUUAAUUUCUAAGUUGCUCCACCUGUUUAAUAAGUUUAUGUUCAAUAAUAACCAGUGGUAUAAUAAUUUAACAAUAAUUUCUAUAGACUGUUUAACCCUAAACUUAAGUAUAAGAAUUUAGACAUGUUGAAAGACCAUUAUAAGUUAUUACUGUAGAUGGUAAUAAUAUUAUUGAUUAUAUUUAUUAGAAAUUGAAGCACCAUGGAGAUUGAAGUGUGCUACUUUAGAGAGAUAGAUAUUGGAAUUAUAAAUUUAAAUUAGAAAGAAUAAUGGAACAAUUGUUGAAGAAACAGUUUAAGAAGUUUAAGAUGAUACAAGAGUUAAAAAUUUAGAACUUUAAAAAUUAGAAUUAGAAUAAAAAAUACAUGAUGAUGAAUAAUUGAUGGAAGAAUUAAGAAUUAGACUUGAAGAAUUGAGAUAAGAAUAUGAAAUAAUAAUAACUGAAAAAGUUACUUAUGCAUCAAAUGAAGUUGAAACUUGGAUGAAAAAAUAUGCCAAUUUAGAAAAGAAUUAUGCUGAAAGUAAUCAGAAAAUUGCAGAUUUAAAGAGAUAAUUGGCUUAAGUUGAAGCUGCUGAUAAAGCAAUGUAAGAUUAAAAGAAAACAGAAGUUCGUUCAGAAGUUCGUAGAAGUUCUAAAAUGUAUUGAA
This is a messenger RNA of Paramecium pentaurelia, 1043 nucleotides long. The record is from the annotation of a GenBank genome assembly. Lineage: Eukaryota; Ciliophora; Oligohymenophorea; Peniculida; Parameciidae.